Molecule: messenger RNA, 834 nt
Organism: Bipolaris maydis ATCC 48331
Lineage: Eukaryota; Fungi; Ascomycota; Dothideomycetes; Pleosporales; Pleosporaceae
Product: peptidase A4 family-domain-containing protein
Biological process (GO): proteolysis
Molecular function (GO): glutamic-type endopeptidase activity
Source: RefSeq, a predicted model, not a curated record
AUGAAGUUUUCUAUCGCCUUCAUCUCAGCCACCCUCGCUGGUACAGCAUUGGCUCGUCCUUCGACCCUCGCUCAGCGUGUUCAGUCUCGUGCUGAUGGCUCUCGCCACCGCAGCCAGCCCCUGGUCAAGGUGGGCAGCGGCUCCAAGGAGAAUGCCAAGUUCAUUGCAGGAUCAGACAAUACCACUGCUCACGUCGAAUACUCCUCCAACUGGUCGGGUGCCGUUAUCGAGCAGCCCUCAUCUGGCUACUUCACGUCUGCCACAGGUCGAUUCACUGUUCCCACCCCCAAGUACGUUGGAUCUGGCAGCGGCACUGAGUCUUCUUCUGCUUGGGUUGGUAUCGAUGGCGAUACCUGCGCUAGCGGCCUUCUCCAGGCCGGCGUUGACUUCACCGUCUCUUCCUCCGGAGCCGUCUCUUAUGAUGCCUGGUAUGAGUGGUACCCGAACUAUGCCUUCGACUUUAGCAACUUCCCCGUCGCCGCUGGCAACGUCAUCCAGGUCGACAUUGUUGCCACUUCGACCACCAAGGGCACUGUCAGCCUUACUAACGUGAGCACUGGCAAGAAAGUCAGUCAGACUUUGACUGCUCCAAGCGGCUCUGUUCUGUGCCGUGAGAAUGCUGAGUGGAUCGUAGAGGACUUCGAGGAGAAUGGCAGCCUCGUUGCUCUCAGCAACUUCGGCACUGUUGUCUUUACUCAAGCUAGCGCUGCGCUCAGCACGGGUGGAACCGACGAUCUUAGCGAUGCCACUAUUAUCGACCUCAAGCAAGGAAGCACUGUUUACACUGAUGUUACUAUCGAUAGUAGCUCUCAGGUCAGCGUUGAGUACAUCUAA